AUGAUCGCCAAUUGUGUUGAAUGCCAGUCGGUGAGGCGUGAACCAACGAAGAUGCCGUUACACUGCUGUGAAGCUCCUACUGCGCCGUUCCAAAGGGUCCAUGUGGACUUUGCGGGACCAUUCAUGGACACAUACUUUUUCAUUCUGGUCGAUGCCUUUACCAAGUGGCCGGAGGUGCGAGUAUGUAGUUCAAUCACUGCUGACAGUACUAUCCGGAUGUGUCGUGAGAUGUUCAGCACUUUUGGAGUACCGUCGGUGCUCGUCAGCGAUCACGGUGUCCAAUUUACGUCCGAACAAUUUCAACAAUUCCUGCGAAUGAAUGGCAUCGUGCAUAAGAUGGGAGCGCCCUACCAUCCUGCUACAAACGGGCAAGCGGAGCGGUAUGUGCAGACACUGAAGCAGAAGCUGAAGUCGCUGAAAUGUACAAAGGCACAGCUGAACGUCGAACUCUGCAACAUAUUGCUAACAUACCGGAAGAUGAUACAUCCUGCCACCGGUCAAUCACCUGCGAUGAUGAUGUUUGGCCGGCAGAUACGAUCGAGAAUUGACCUGAUGCUACCGAAGAACGAAGUCGUGGAUGCGAAGAACCAUACAGUGCGAGAGUUCAAUGAUGGCGAUCGUGUACGUGUUCGGGACUUUCUGUCUACGGACAAAUGGAAGUUCAGCAAGAUUGCGGAAAAAGUUGGAAAACUUCGGUACGCUGUCCGCCUGGAUGACGGGCGGUGCUGGGAGCGUCACAUUGACCACAUCGUCGGUGUGGGCGCUUACCUUCCGGAUACAUCACCGAACAGUGCCAGAAACGAAAAUGGGAACCGUUACAGUCCGGAAAUAGCUGCUUCUCUAUCGACAGUAGCGACUCCCGAACGAUCCGUGAGUUCAUCAACGUCUUCAUCAAGUGCUCCGGUCUGUGCUCCGGAGACGCCAGCUGGUCGACGACCGGCACUGCCUGAUCCUGUCCAAGAACCGGAGGAAGGACCUCCGAAUCCCAGGCUCACACCAGUUGCCGCGCAAGUGGCUACACCACCCUUGAGACGAUCCACCAGGGUGAUCAAGGCUCCAACAAGAUUGAAUUUGUAA
Aedes albopictus (Asian tiger mosquito) is the source of this 1077-nucleotide messenger RNA. RefSeq lists its product as uncharacterized. Gene Ontology annotation, biological process: DNA integration. Lineage: Eukaryota; Metazoa; Arthropoda; Insecta; Diptera; Culicidae. The coding region runs from base 1 to 1077 and encodes 358 amino acids. The transcript has a single exon. The record is from RefSeq and is a predicted model, not a curated record. Gene Ontology annotation, molecular function: nucleic acid binding.